AUGAGAUCGUUCAACGAGGGGCUUCCCGCCCUAGGAAGAUGGCGGACACGGGCGCAACUGUGCGUUUUUGUGUUUUCACUGCUUGUGUGCACAAGCGGCCUGGCGAAGCCGGUGGAAAAAAAUAUAGUUUUGCACGACUUUUCUCAACAGGACUCCGCGCGCGUGCCUCACGGCCCUGCCGUCAAAGGCUAUAGUAUCGUAGAUAUUGAGGAGGACAUGCCCAGUUUCGUACAAGGAGGAGAGAAAGACAUGUGGGUUGGGCUGCUGGACCAGGAGUUCAUGAUGCAAACUUCGCACGCCCUGGUGCAAGCAUUCAAAAAAGCGUCGAAAUAUAUUUAUUCCCGUGGGUUCGUUCGUCUCUUGUACGCCUCCAACCCAUGGCUGAAGCACUCGAUUGCCACAAUGGAGCAGAAGCUCGAAAUGGUGAAGAAGCUGGAAAAGGUCGCCGAAGGCUCCAAGCUGUUCUACUGGAGAGGGAAACCGGCGAGCGCCAACAAACUCCUCGCCGAAGCAUCGCUUGCUAGGGUCUUCCCGAAGCGUUCACGCCUAUUGGGAUCUGGCCGUCAGUUUUACCAGAAGCACUUGGGGACACUGACGCAGGCCUUGCAGCAGGCGAAAGCCGGAACGAAGGCUCUUGAAUUGAUCAUGGCCUCUAAGACCCUUCCUCUCUACUCGUGGACGCAAAGCAUGUUCAAUCACCCGCUGGCGACGUUGCAAAACACAGUCGUGCACGGGUUUGAAGAGGCAAUCGGAGGUGUUACGGGUUUGUUUACCAGCGAAGUAAGAGGGAGCUGCUUCUCGUUCGCCUAUCGCGUCAACUCCAUUGCGCCGUACACUGCAGUCUACCCUGGAGGCAUUCUCGGGAGCAUCAUGAAAGGCCUCGUCCGUUCUUAUUUCCUAGUGUUCCAACAGUCUCUAAUCAACUUCAAGGGUAUCUUUGCAAUGCUUAUCGGCAUUAUUUGCAAAACAAGAGUCAUUCAGGCAGCUGUCGGUAUGAGGGGUGAUCCAGUGGGCCAAGGGCUGAUGGAUCGCCUGUUCAAACGUGAAGCUGUCGUUCUGACUACCAUCCUCUUCCAAAUGCACGCGGUUGACGUGGAAAGUCAAUACCGGGAGGCUGAGGAAAUCAAGAGUGCCCUCUCAGGACCUGGGGGUUCAUGGGCCCUUGCUGAGGGACUUUUCGUCGGUGGAGCUGAGUUCGGUCGCGCCUUUGUCAAUUUGGUGCGGAAGUAUAGAAAAAGCGCUGCGGCGUAUGUGCAGGCAUGCGAAGCUUUAAAGAGUGGCAGCUUUGAGAGCGCCAACGACCAGCAAGACAACCCAGAAAACACAAGUCAGGACAGAUUUGCUUCUGCUGGCGCGCACGUGGAGAAGCUAAUUGGAGAUGCACUUGAGUUUUUUGAUAUGGCACACCCCGAGGCUUCAGGUGGCGAUGAUCCCCUUACAACGGAGCAAAAGGUGAACAUGUUGCGACGGAGCUGCAGAAAGAACCGACGCUUCGUCGAGACCUAUGAGAAGGACCACCUUGAGUAUACGAAGCGCGUGAUUGUCCAAAUGGUGCGUGUUCUGCAAUAUUAUUUCAAGUAUUUCAAGUCGUACAUAGCCGAUAUCCUCUCCAUUUUCUACGAGUCUGCCAUAGCAAUGCUCGAAGCAAAGAUAAACGAUUCGCUAGGAGCUGCAGAGGGAUCCAACAGCCCAGCUGACGAAAUGGUCGCAUCUGAAGCUCGUCAUGCAGCCAGAAAGAGCGCUGCACAAUCCGCAACAGACGAAUCAACGCUCCCAAGGAAACUCUUUAGGGCACCCAAGUUCGCAGAGGAAGCCACGAAUCUAGCAAACGGACUCUAUGAAGCAGCUGGAGCACUCUCGCUAUUCGAAAUUGCGAAUGAGGACUCUGCUUCUGCUGCCGGCCUUCGCCAGUUCUCCCUUCGUCUCCUAACAAGCGCAGACAGCAACAUGCGCAAAGGCUUGGGUGAAAUAUACAAGCGUUUCCUGAACAGCCAAGUUCUUCUGUCUCGCGUGGAGAAGAACCAAGAACGAAUCCGAGUCUUCGAACUUAUUGCUAAAUGCCAGACUCCUCUAGAGGAGAAGACAGAAGAAGAAAAACAAGUCUGCGGCACAACCGUUACGAGCGAGAUCGACCCCAAUGAAUUCAUUGCAAAAUCUAUGGCUGCUAUGAACCUACCCAUCUCCUCGCCAGAAGAUGACAUCGCCUUCCACUCCGCAGGAGACGUCACACGGGUCUUCGAAUCCUGGCUGAAGUAUGCGACAGAAAAAAGACAGAUGCGCACCGCGCAAAUUGCUCAGCUUGCUGCAGAAACAGGCUCGAAUAUCGUUUUCCUUACUCUCAUGCGCAACGCUGUCAAUGACAAGCUCACAUUCCGCCGAUUCGACUACGUUGAGGGGACGGCGAAGCUAAUGCUCUACGACGAAAGCGGAAGAAGCCUGAUCUUUACUGGUCUUGUUGCUCCUUCACAAGACGGCAGCGGCAAACGAGCAUUCAAACCUGACCCCCUGGAUUGCACCAGUACAUUUAGAGUGGAGGAGGGGAAUAAAGGGGUAUUGUCGUUUUACGUUCUUGCUGAUUCCCGACGUGGAGGGGCCGAAGCACCGCAAGAGCAUCCCAACUUCUCAGAGCGCCAGCUGACCCCUGCGAUCACAGUUCGUGGAACAAUUGAAUAUGAUGACACUCGCAAAGAACUCCUCAGCAUUCAGAACGACCCAAAUGCCAUCAGAGACGCAUUCGUUGCCCAUUUCAUGGAGAAGAGGGGGCGCGUCGCUGCGGAGACACUAGCCGGCGUCUUAAUGCUGCUGCACCGGAAACUCCCCAUCUUCUGGAAGCGCAGCCCGGUCGAUUUCGUGCAGCAUCUGACUCCGAAAAUGUUUUUCGACGUUCUAUACGUCCUCUCGACACAGGCGUAUGAUCAGGCCGAAGCCACUGUGACGCUCGACGGAAAACUGUAUACUUUUCCCAAGUCUUUUGGUGCUAUGAAAGACAUUGUCCUUAGUUCGUUGAAUAGAGCAAUCGUUCGCAUGCACAGCUUGAACGCAUCAGACGCAGCGCUGCUGAUUGCCAUGGGCACCGUUCACUUUGCGUACAAGAAGAUUCAGAAACACAGGACGGGGAGAACCUCAGUAAUGCACCUCUUCCUCAAGGAAGUGAACCACAUUAUGAACAUCUUGAAGUCCGCCCCGGAGCAACUGAAAGCCCUAUACCCAGAGUGCGAAUUUAUCUCCAACUGGGAUACUCCUCAAGAAGAAGGCGUUCUAAAAUGCGCUGUCUUCCGCUUCAUGAAGAUCGGAUCCCUUACAGAUCUUGGUGACAAACAGGAAGAGAUCGAGACUUACGUCACUGCCUUUGUCAACAAACUCACCGAACUGAAGGGCCAGGCGACAUGGAGUUCGUACUUAAACCUGGAUUACUUCCUUAAAGACGCCAAGAUGUACGGGAAGACAGCCGCAAAAUACAAGUUCGAGGUGCUCUACAAUCAAGUGAAUGACAUACGUGGAACAGACGAGGAAGAGUCUGAGCUUGCCAAGCUUAUGAAGAAACUCCACCCGUCUCUGGCAGGUCACAGGCCACCACGCCCUCAGAAGAAGAAGGGUUUCGUAGCCAUGUUCAAAAGGCUUCAAGCCAACUUCAAGGUUCUUCCCCAAAUAAUCAGGCAAAAAGUCACCCUGGCGUGGAGACAAUGCUACGCAAGAAUGAGAAGGUUCUUUGGCUCCCGACGGUCUAUCCUGAGCGGCUGGAGAAUAUCACCCAAAGUUAUUCAAGGACCGCACUUCAUGGGCGCACUUAAAUUUGCGGAGGUGACGACUUACCCCGAUCUCAGCAAUGCACGAGAGGUUCUCAUUGAGGUGGCCGACUUGGAGGAGUUCGGUAAAGUUCUGCUAACCCUUGAAACCGUUGCCGCCACGCUGGACAAUCCUGCAGGCAUGUAUAACACUGUGACACAAGUACGGUCAACGGCAGCCUUCACUCCAUCUGCAAGAGAGGAGCACGCCAAACUAAUAGAGCGCGCGAAGGUGCUGGGGAAAGACGUCGUGAAAGUGGCCGCUGGGUGGAUCCUUAAGACAGCUGGCGGCUCCGGCAUAAGCAUGGCUUUGGGCUUAUUGGCGCUUCAUGACACAGCAGGGACAUUCUCAGACAAGGCGCUGCAGCUUCGUUACCUGACCUCCGAAGCCCUUGCCUACCUUAGCUCCUCCCUAGACUUGGCCUACAUUCUGAAGAAUCUACCUCCGCAAACUCGCAAAGACGCCGAGAUGAUGCGCUUCAAUAUGAACGCUUCGGGCCCCAACGCUUUUGUUGUUAAAGCUCAGUGCGAGCCCCGGGGUCUGGGCCUGAACACGGCUGAUCCCGUGAAGGUAGAAGAAGCUCUGUUGCGUGUAGAAGAAGCUCUGGAUAAAGAGCAAGGCCUCCCUGAGGGUUCUUCUAACUCUGAGAAGUGCUCAGCUCUUAUAGGCUCAGUCCUCCGCGGCCCUAUAACGCCAACAACCUCUCUUCCACAUGAAGCUCUCCUCGAAUCGGACGCCUUCGGUUUAUGCUUCCUGCUCCUCCGGCUGCGAGGGUACAUGGAAACAGAGACCGAGACAGUUACAAUUGAUGAACUGCUGCAAACAAUAUACAUCGAUGGGCUGCCGGUGGGUAAGCAUCUAGACUUCCUACAGCAGCGCAGGGCUGAUAUGGAGGAGCGCAAGUUGAGGGCGAAGCUGAUAACUCCCUUCUUGCGGUUACUGCUGCUCGCCACCGUUGAAAGCCUGGGCACAAGCCUCGGAGGCAUCAGCUUCAAGUCGUACGACGCGGAGGCCAAGAUGAUUGCCUUCCAGUUCACAUUUCAGGCAGUGUCUCCCCCGAAGGCUCCAGCUGAAGUGCUCGCAUAUGCUGCUGACCUCCUUCUUGGGUCUCAUUCAGAGACGAAACAACGUUUUAUCUCGUUCGCAUUUGACGGUCCACAGUUCCUCUUAGACUGGUACCGAUACGUGGAAACUGGCAAAAUGCAAGCGUACGUAGAUGCAUCUCGGGAGCAGAACCUGCCUGUGACAUUCCAAGACAUGGCCAAGCUCAGCAGAGUGUACACCGUAACUGACCUCGCCGAUCUCGCUUACACGCUGCGGCAGAGCUCCAAGCUAGAUCCAGCAAGGGUGGCCAGAGAAGCGGCUAUUAGGAUCAUGGAAGACGAGACGAAGCCCCCUCUGAAGCGCUACGGCCUUGCCCACAUGCUGGUAGACAUGGUGGCCCAAGCUGCGCACUUAAAGCAGAAGUGCCUCGGCAAGGCUUUAGAAGAAUACGAGAACUUCAGCAGCUCUACUCUGCUUGACCGGGAACUAUUCAGAUACGACUGCUACUACAACUUCAUGUACGAAUCGAGCUCCUUUGCCGACGUGGCCCGCAGCAUCUCAGAGGAAGACAUUGCAGAGGUGAUGGCCGCUAUCGACUCUGCAUAUGAAGCUGAAACAAAGUCCCUGUACGAGCAGCUGCUGAACAGCAACGUGCAUCACACUGCAGUUGCGAAUGCGGCGUUUACAACUGGGCAGCAGUUCCCGAUUACUGGUAUGAUGGACGUGCUGACAUCAGAGUUCCUGACGUGGGUUCGAGAAAAGAGAAGCUGGGACAACGUUGUCAUCCGCAUCAGAGAAAUGAGAGAAAUAAAAUGGGUGGCGACGAGGAAGACGACAACCCUCGGCAGGCCUGUCACCAGUGUCGAACAUCCACUGCUAAUGAACCCAUAUCAGAUUCUCAUAGACAUUAUGCUCGCCGCUAUGACCGGUUCUGCCAAGAGGAGGCGGUUCCCCAUUAUCGCGCCUCUAAAACGCCUUAAGGCAUUUUUCUCGAUGGUUAAACCCGGACGAAAGAGCAGAGCCGAAUACAAGGCAGACAUACGGGGUAGACAACGUCUGCAGGAACAGCAAAACCUCCAAUACAAUCUCCUAUACAACAAGGAGCUGCAAGCACAACUGGAAAAGCUACAGCAAGAGGAGGAACAACAGCAAGAACAGCAACUAGCCCAACAACAAGAACAAGAACGAGAACAGCAACAGGAACAGCAAGAACAGGAAGAACAGCAAGUGCAAGAUCAAGCUGAACUCGAAGAGACCCUGCCAUCCGCAGAGCUUCAGCCCCUUCAAGUCCCUCAACAACAGCAGGCAGCAGUCAUCACCGAACAACCUGUAGUGGAUGAGUAG
Messenger RNA from Eimeria maxima, 6174 nucleotides. RefSeq lists its product as hypothetical. The record is from RefSeq and is a predicted model, not a curated record. The transcript is spliced from 20 exons. NCBI's taxonomy places the organism in Eukaryota, Apicomplexa, Conoidasida, Eucoccidiorida, Eimeriidae. The coding region runs from base 1 to 6174 and encodes 2057 amino acids.